This is a messenger RNA of Macadamia integrifolia, 3862 nucleotides long. RefSeq names its product disease resistance protein RPV1-like. Gene Ontology annotation, molecular function: ADP binding; protein binding; ATP hydrolysis activity. The record is from RefSeq and is a predicted model, not a curated record. The transcript has 5 exons. Lineage: Eukaryota; Viridiplantae; Streptophyta; Magnoliopsida; Proteales; Proteaceae. Gene Ontology annotation, biological process: signal transduction; defense response. The coding region runs from base 246 to 3719 and encodes 1157 amino acids.
GGCUUCAUAUCAUCUUUUUCCUUCAACCCCACUUGUAGGAGAAGCCUCUGGCUGUGUGUCUGUCUUGUUGAUGCAAAUUGCCAUUGCAGCUGGAAUCAAAACUCCUGUUAGCGUACGAGAACCUGAUUCUGAGUCUUAUAAAUUUCACUUUGGUGAUCACCCGUAAUAUCAUUCAGGAGAAAACCCUUUGAAGAACAGAUCAAACUCCUCACCCAUCCCAGAUCCUGAUCUCUAAGUGCUAUACUAUGGCCUUCAAGAGGACCCGAGAAGACUCUUCUUAUUUAUACUCUACCAAGCUUCAAUGGAAUUACGAUGUGUUCUUAAAUUUCAGUGAAGAUACUAAAGAGAACUUCACCCACAACCUCUACAACGCAUUAGUUGGAAGAGGAAUCCACACCUUUAGAAACGAUGAUGACAAACCAUGGAUAGAUGAGAUCUCUUCAGAAGUGCAGAAAGCAAUUGAUGAGUCGAGGAUUGCCAUAGUUAUUUUCUCAAGUAGCUAUGCUUCAUCGAGAUCGUGUCUUGAGGAGCUUGUGAAGAUCCUUGAAUGUAAGAGAAGGAUUGGUCAAACUGUUUUUCCUGUUUUUUAUGAUGUGUGUCCAUCAGAUGUCCGAAAUCAAACUGGUACCUUUGAGGAAGAAUUUGAGAAGCAUCAAGAGUUUUUCAAGGAGAACAUACAGAAGGUUUCGAGGUGGAGGGAAGCCCUAAAGACAAUAGCCAAUUUAUCUGGUUGGCAUCUUCAAAAUAUUGCUAAUGGAACUGACAAGCAAGAGUCGACAUUUAUCCAGAAAAUUAUUGAAGAGGUCUUGACAAAAAUAAAAAGAUCAGAACCAUUGCAUGUUGCCAAUUAUCCAGUUGGUUUAGAUUCUCGUGUAGGAUAUGUGAAAGGGACCUUGAAUUUGUCUUCAUUGGAUGUUCGCAUUGUAGGGAUUUGUGGUAUGGGUGGAUUAGGAAAAACAACCAUUGCAAAGGCAGUUUAUAAUCAAAUUAAUCAAAGAUUUGAGGGUCAUAGUUUCCUCGCAAAUGUUGGAGAAGUUUCAAAACAACCCAAUGGUCUAAUCCAAUUACAAGAACAAUUUCUUUCUGAUAUCCUCAUGAAAAACAACUUGAAGAUCAGCAAUGUUGCUAGAGGAAUAAAUAUGAUCAAACAAAGAUUAUCCAAUAGAAAGGUUCUUGUUAUUCUUGAUGAUAUAGAUCAACCUGACCAAUUAAUUGGAUUAAACAUUAAUCGUGAUUGGUUUGGUAUGGGAAGUCGAAUUAUUAUCACAUCACGAAAUGAACAGUUGCUAAAUAGGGUUGACGUAGACGAAAUAUAUGAGGUUCAUGAGUUCAACCAAUCUGAAUCUCUUGAACUCUUUAGUUGGCAUGCUUUCAAAAGAGAUUGUCCUAUAAGCGGCUAUAUGGAGCUUUCAAAAGAUAUAGUAGGCUAUGUCGGAGGACUUCCAUUAGCUCUUGAGGUUUUGGGCUCUCUCAUGGCUGACAGAAGAAGCAUACCUGAGUGGGAGAUUGCAUUAGACAAAUUAAAAAGAAUUCCUGAUCAUAAUCAAAUCGAAGGAAAGCUUAGAUUAAGUUUUGAUGAAUUAGAUGAUGAAGAGAAAGAUACAUUCCUCGAUAUUGCUUGCUUCUUUAUUGGAAUGGACAAAGACUAUGUAAUUAAGAUACUUGAUGGAUGUGGUUUCUUCCCAGAUAUUGGAGUUAGUGUUUUAAAUCGAAGAUCGCUCAUAAGAAUUGGUGAAGAUAAUGAGCUGAAGAUGCAUAAUCUUCUUCGAGACAUGGGAAGGAAAAUUGUUUUUGAAGAAUCUCCUGGAGUGCCGGGAAGGCGUUCAAGAUUGUGGUUCCAUGAGGAUGUUUGUGAAGUAUUGGCAAAACAUGAGGGAACCAAUUCUGUUGAAGGCCUCAUCCUAAAUAUUUCUCAAAUUGAGGACAUAUAUGUUACAAAUAAAGCAUUUGCAAAUAUGCAUAGACUAAGACUACUCCAACUCAAUAAUGUACACCUUAUGGUAGGGCAUGAACAACUCUUUAAGGAGUUAAGAUGGCUUUGUUGGCAUGGAUUCCCUUUGAAUUCUAUACCUACCAAUUUUGAUCUGCAGAAUCUUGUUGUCCUUGACAUGCAAAAUAGCCAUAUUAAGAAAGCUUGGAAUAAAGCUAAGGUGCUCGGAAGGUUGAAAAUCCUGAAUCUUAGCCAUUCGCGUUACCUAACAAAGUCCCCCAACUUCUUAGGGAUUCAUAGCCUUGAAAUGCUAAUCCUUGAAGGCUGUACUAGUCUGGUUGAAGUUCAUGACUCCAUUGGAUAUCUUGACAAGCUUGUGGUCUUGAAUCUGAAAAACUGCAAUAACCUUAAGAACCUUCCAAGCAGCAUUUGUAAGUUAGUAUCUCUUGAAGUACUUGAUCUCUCUGGGUGCCCAAAACAGGAUAGAUCUAAGUCAUGGAAUUCAUUAUUCUUCCACUCUUGGGUUUCACUAAGAUCAAGGCCUUUGCUUCCAGCUUUCUCUGGAUUAAGCUCCUUGAGUACCUUAAAUCUGUCUCACUGCAAUCUAUCAAGAGAUCAUCUUCCCAAUGAUUUCAGUAGCUUAUCCUCAUUGACACACUUAUUUUUAAGUGGAAACAGUUUCUGCACCUUACCAACCGGCAUUGGUCAUCUUUCCCGCCUUAUGAUCCUUGCUUUGGAUGAGUGCACAAAUCUACAACUACUACCAGAGCUUCCAUCAAGUUUAAUGACAUUGGGUCUAAAAGAUUGCACAUCACUAGAAAGAUUACCAGCAAACAUUGGUACUGGUCCUGCUAAACUAAUGAUUCUUCUUUUGAGUGGAUGCAUAAAGCUGUGUGCACUCCCAGAGCUUCCAUCAAGUUUGAUAUGGUUAAAGAUUUCUGGUUGCACAUCUAUAGAGGAAAUACCAAAGCUUUGGAAGCUAAAGUCAUUACAAGGCUUACAGUUGAACUAUGACCAUUUUUGUAACCUGCCUGAAGACAUAAGUUUCCAUACUCAGCUUCGAAGCCUAUUCUUGGAUGGCUAUACAAAACCUCGGUCACUGCCAAAGCUUCCUUCAAGUGUAAACAGCUUGGUUGUAGAUGGUUGCACAUCAAUGGUACUUAAGGAAGUUGAGUUCCAGAAGCCGAAGACCUCACAAUCUAUAUCAGCCAUCCACAUGGAUGAGUGCCAUCAUCUGGAGACCACUUUGAGGAAGAAGAGCCCUUUCCAGGGAUUAUAUGAGAGGUUUGAAGUCAUUGGUCCUGGGAGUGAGAUUCCAGAGUGGAUGGCUCAUCAGAGUAUGGGUUCUUCAAUCUCUUUUGAGGUAUCUCCACAUUUGGGUUGUAAGUUCCAAGGGUUGGAUGCAUCUGCUGUUUUUGCAAUUGAGGAAGAAGAUGAAAAUCGGGUUAGUUCAAUGCCGAUCAUUUUUAAUAAAACCACAGGCACUAAAUGGGUAUGGCUAAAUGGAAGCUAUUAUACCCCAAGAUCACCAUAUCAAGAUCAAAUGUGGGUGUGCCAUAUACCAUUUUCCGACCUUUAUGUUCACCUUGGUGGUGAAGGUGAAUUUGAGGCUCAAGAAGGGGAUCAGUUGGAAUUCUCAAUAAAUUUUGAAAUUGAGAAUUUUGAAGAAGCAAGAGUGCAGGUGAAGAAAUGUGGAGUCUUGCAGGUACACAAGCCAGAUGAGGAAACAAGAUUAGAUGAAGACCAAUCAAUGAUUCAAUACACUUCAGAUGAUGUUGUGGAAUGUUGAUAGAACAGAAUAGACCAUGAUGAAGAUGAGGAACCCAUUCAUCCCUAUUUCGAGGCAUUUAAUGGAUAGAAGCAGUGUUUCUUUUUUAUAUUAUGUACUGAUCAUUUUCUUUAGAAAUUAUAAUUUCCUUUUAAUUUUUUUUA